Messenger RNA from Alnus glutinosa, 2497 nucleotides. RefSeq names its product vicilin Car i 2.0101-like. The record is from RefSeq and is a predicted model, not a curated record. The transcript has 7 exons. Lineage: Eukaryota; Viridiplantae; Streptophyta; Magnoliopsida; Fagales; Betulaceae. The coding region runs from base 1 to 2325 and encodes 774 amino acids.
AUGGUGAUUAAAGAUAGGCUUCCUUUGUUUCUACUCUUUUCAGCUCUUUUGCUAGCCCAGGUGUCUUUUUCUCUGGGUCAUGAUUCUCGUGACCCUGAAAGCCAUCGGAGGGAGUUCCAGCAGUGCCAAGAGCGUUGCCAACGGGAAGAACGUGGCCAGAGACAGCAGCAACAGUGUCAGCAGCGCUGCGAGGAACAGCUGAGGGAGCGUGAAAGAGAAAGAGAGCGCGACGACGACGUUGCGAAUCCACGGGACCCUAGACGGCAAUAUGAGGAGUGCCAGAGACGCUGUGAGAGGCAGGAACCACGUCAGCAACAGCAAUGCCAGAGAAGGUGCGAGCGGCAAUUUGAAGAGCAGCAAGAAAGAGAAGGAAGAGAGAGAAGACGCCAGCACGGGAGAGACGCUGAGGAGAAUACUAGAGACCCUCAACAACAGUAUCAGCAAUGCCAGCAGCGUUGCCAAAGGCAAGAACAGGGCCAGCGCCAACAGCAGCAAUGCCAAAGGAGGUGCGAGGAGCGUUAUGAAGAGGAACAAAGGAGGGAACAAGAGCAUGAAGAGAGAAGACGCCAGCACGGGAGAGACGCUGAGGAGAAUACUAGAGAUCCUCAACAACAGUAUCAGCAAUGCCAGCAGCGUUGCCAGAGGCAAGAACAGGGCCAGCGCCAACAGCAGCAAUGUCAAAGGAGGUGCGAGGAGCGUUAUGAAGAGGAACAAAGGAGGGAACGAGAACAUGAAGAGAGAAGACGCCAGCACGGGAGAGACGCUGAGGGGAACACUAGAGACCCUCAACAGCAGUAUCAGCAAUGCCAGCAGCGUUGCCAGAGGUAUCAGAGGGGCCAGGAGCAGCAAUUAUGCCGGAGAAGGUGCGAGCAGCAGAGACAACAAGAAGAAAGAGAGCACCAACGCGGAGGAUCAGACCGACAAGAUCCGCAACAACGAUACCAGCAAUGCCAACGCCGAUGUCAGACACAAGAGCAAAGCCCACAAAGACAGAGACAGUGCCAGCAACGAUGCGAACAGCAACGCAGAGAACGGGGAGGAGAGGGAAACCCAUCCAGAGAAGGACACAAUCCCUACUAUUUUCACUCGCAGCGAUUCCAGUCAAGACACAGGUCCGAAGAAGGUCAUGUUCGGUCUCUGGAGAGGUUCACAGAGAGGUCCGAGCUCCUUCGUGGCAUUGACAAUUACCGCUUGGUCAUCUUGGAAGCAAAUCCUAACACCUUUGUGGUCCCACACCACAUCGAUGCGGAUUCUGUUCUUAUCGUCGUAAGGGGAAAGGCGACCAUCAACUUUGUGAGGCAAGAGAGAAAAGAGAGAGAGUCCUUCAACCUUGAGUGUGGAGAUGUGCUUGUUGUUCCUGCAGGGACUACUGUGUAUACCAUUAACCGAGACAGUACCGAAAGGCUACAAGUUGUCAAACUCGUCAGGCCCGUCAACAAUCCUGGUCAAUUUAGGGAAUACUAUGCAGCUGGUGCUCAAAAUCCUGAGUCAUAUUUAAGGGCAUUCAGCGAAGAAAUUCUCGAAUCCUCUCUAAAUACCCCAAUAGACCAGCUUGAAAGGGCGUUCGAGCAGCAGGAGCAGAGGCAGGGCGUAAUCAUCAGAGCCUCACCAGAGCAGCUGAGGGCAUUGAGCCAACGCGCCGUGUCGGCCAGCCACAAAGGCCACAAAUCCUCCAGAGGUCCGAUCAGUCUAAAAAGCCUGAGCCCUUCCUACUCCAACCAGUUCGGGCAGUUCUUUGAGGCCUCCCCCGAGGACCACAUGCAACUCCAGGACAUGGAUGUCCUUGUCAACUAUGCCGAAAUCAAACAAGGAGCUGUUAUGGUGCCGCACUACAACUCCAGGGCCACAGUCGUCGUGUAUGUGGUAGAAGGAACUGGACGCUUUGAAAUGGCGUGCCCACAUGUUUCAAGACAGAGCCGGGAAUACCGAGGGAGAAGAGAAGAAGAAGAAGAAGAAGAAGAAGAAGAGAGCAGUGGAGAAUUCCACAGGGUCAGCGCUCGUUUGUCUCCUGGAGACGCUUUUGUAAUCCCGGCGGGUCACCCGAUUGCCGUAGUUGCCUCCCAGGGGGAGAAUUUGCGCUUAGUCGGGUUCGGAAUCAAUGGCCAGAACAACCAGAGGAACUUCCUUGCAGGGCAAGAGAACAUAAUAAACCAGAUGGAGAGAGAAGCAAAGGAGCUUUCCUUCAACAUGCCGCGAGGAGAGAUAGAGGAGAUAUUCGGAAACCAGAGGGAAUCUUAUUUUGUGCCAAAGGAAAGGCAGAGCCAGCGGGGGCAGGGGAGAGACCACCCAUUGGCAUCAAUUUUGGAGUUGGCCGGUUUCUUCUAAAGCAUGCAUAUAUAUAUAUAUAUAUAUAUAUAUAUGCAGAGGAUCGGGAGGGCAAUGCAUGUACGUUGUGUAUGUACGUACGUAGUAUCUAAUAAUAAUCUAAAGACUAGCUAGAGGCGAGUGAGGGUGCAUGUACGCGCGCAAAGCUUUGUGAAAAGUAUGUAAGAAGACG